UUUAAUCGGCCCAAGUUUCGUUCAGUAGUAUCACCAGUAUUGGCAGGCCAACACGUCGACUUGAGAAAACUUUUUCUCAUUUCCUCUGCCAAUGCUAUCUAGCUGUAUACACAGCAAAUUAUACGAGUUCUUCAUUUGACAAAAGCUUCAUCUAAACUCACUUUAGGGGGUUUUAAAUUGUUACUUAUUUAGUAUUUAGUUAAUUUAAAAGUAAUUAUUAGAUGGCAAACAUGUUGAUAAGGACUAGACAUCUACAGUGGAAACACCGUGUUGCAGUGAUAAUAAGAGUGGUUCUUUUCUUUGGUAUACCAACUUGUUACUUGUUGUUUGGGGGCAGUGCAGACGGCGGCGAUGAUAUUCAGCCGGUUGGGAUAGGAGAGCGAGUGCCGUCGCGCCACUUGAUGGCGACGGCUCUGGACAAGGGGAAGAACUGCACCCCGGCGGCCAUCUUGGAGUUCCCUCCCGACGGCUUCACUCGCUCUCAGAGGCAGCACGGUUUUAUAUUUAUUCAUUGCCUAGUGGCCCUGUACGGGUUUCUUCUAUUAGGAGCUGUUUGUGAGGAGUAUUUUGUACCAGCCAUAGGAAUCAUAUGUGACAAGCUAAACAUGGCGGAAGAUAUAGCAGGGGCCACGUUUAUGGCAGCGGCGAGUUCUAGUCCGGAGCUGUUCAUCAACUGUGUGGGGACCUUCGUGACUGAGGGAGACCUGGGGGUGGGUGCCAUCGUGGGCUCAGCUGUCUUCAACGUGCUCGCCGUGCCCGCCUGUUGCGGCAUACUCGCUAGUAAGGCGAUAGACCUGGACUGGUGGUCGGUGUCUCGGGACUGCCUCAUGUACGCCGUGGCCGUGGUGGCUCUGAUCCUAACACUGCUGGACGACAUGGUCUGCUGGCAAGAGGCACUGCUGCUUGUCCUCAUGUAUAUCUUCUACAUACUUGCCAUGGUGUUCAAUGGAAAGCUGUCACGUUUCGUCCGAAGUGGGUGCUGUGGAUUCAACAAGCCCAAGCCGUAUACGGAAGUUACGCCUCUGUUGGCUAAAGAAAAAGCAUUGGCAUCUCCUCGUUUCGUGAAUGGGUCUUACGCACAGUCCAACCUAGUGAACGGAUCUUCGUACACCAAUUUGAACGGCGCUGCCCAUCAUCACAUGGAAAAUGGCACGGCUGUGGACGCGGAGAAGCGAAGCGUUGGUAGCGAUUUAGAAUCAAGUACAGAGUCCAUCUGGAGCUGGCCGGGAGAUAAGUCCUCGACAUUCUCGAAGCUGUACUGGAUGGUGACGUGGCCCAUCAGGUUCCUGCUGUGGACCUCCAUCCCUGACUGCCGGAACCACCCCAACCUCGUCGCCCUGUGUUUCAUGAUGUGCAUCGCGUGGAUCGCCACCGUGUCUUAUUUGGAGGCGUGGAUCAUCACUGUUAUUGGAGACACGCUGAAUCUUCCAGACAGCAUCACGGGCCUGACGAUACUGGCGGCCGGCACCAGCCUCCCUGAAGCCAUCUCCAGUGUCGUAGUCACCAACCAAGGCCACGGCUCCAUGGGUAUCAGCAACUCCAUAGGCUCCAACACGUUCGACAUCCUGCUGUGUCUAGGCCUGCCGUGGCUGAUCAAGUCGCUGUUCUACCCCGCCACCCCCGACCAUCACUGGGUGACGAUAAAUUCUAGCGGCAUCUCCUACAGCGCUAUAUCGCUGCUUUCCACCCUUUUUGCGCUGUAUGGCUGUUUAGCGCUGAAUAAGUUCAGCCUGGACUGGCGGGUUGGGGUCACCUGUGCUGUGAUAUAUCUGGGCUUCGUCAUAUUGGCAGCGCUGCUAGAGCUCAAUGUAUUCUUUGUUGUCAAUCUGCCUGUUUGCCCGCAUUAGAAUUAAGUAAGAACUACACAGUCUUAAUUAAGGUGUACUUAAAGACAUGAAUGAGGUGAUAAAACUAUCUACUGCAUAAUAUUUUUUUUUACUAUUAAAUGACUAAAAACACAAAUUUUGAAAUGGGACGUCUACCUAAUAAAACAUAGGUACAAUAAAAUAGUUUAUAGUCAUAUAAAUUUAAGAAAGAAAAUAGAAAUUGAAGUGUUGUUAUUUGCAGUGAAAUUAAUGAAUUUGCGAUUUGUCCUCAUAACA
Plutella xylostella (diamondback moth) is the source of this 2102-nucleotide messenger RNA. Its product is annotated as sodium/potassium/calcium exchanger 4. Gene Ontology annotation, biological process: calcium ion transmembrane transport; intracellular calcium ion homeostasis. Gene Ontology annotation, molecular function: calcium channel activity; calcium, potassium:sodium antiporter activity. Lineage: Eukaryota; Metazoa; Arthropoda; Insecta; Lepidoptera; Plutellidae. Gene Ontology annotation, cellular component: plasma membrane. The record is from RefSeq and is a predicted model, not a curated record.